This is a messenger RNA of Paramacrobiotus metropolitanus, 6522 nucleotides long. RefSeq names its product multidrug resistance-associated protein 1-like. The coding region runs from base 16 to 6405 and encodes 2129 amino acids. The record is from RefSeq and is a predicted model, not a curated record. Gene Ontology annotation, biological process: transmembrane transport. Gene Ontology annotation, cellular component: membrane. Gene Ontology annotation, molecular function: ATP binding; ABC-type transporter activity; ATP hydrolysis activity. The transcript has 25 exons. Lineage: Eukaryota; Metazoa; Tardigrada; Eutardigrada; Parachela; Macrobiotidae.
UGAGGUCAUGAAAGAAUGGGAGAACGAUUCCGUGCGGAGAAGGUCCGACUUGCGGCACAACAACAGGCCGCCACGACCCGACCGAAACUCUUCGCACCGGACCCGAAGUCGACCUCCACGACAACACGUCAAUUGGUGGUCAAGAUGAAGAACCCUCAACCAGUAAGGGAACCUUCCGUGCAGAUCCAGGACGAAUUACUGGAUUCAAAGGUGAUCAACUCGGCUAACUCGGCUAAGUUGUCACGGAGGGAAAAGAAGAAGGCUAAGAAAGAAGCCAGAAAGGAAGCUGAAAAGGAGGUGACCAAACAACCUCCGAAGGAACCGACUAAACCGAGGUCGGACCUUUCGAUUAAGACGCCGAAACCUAACCCGGCCAAACGGCAUAAGUCCUCCGAAGACCUUGAUACCUCAGACGCUGGCCCACAGAAGCCGGACAAAAAGGGGAACGCCAAGGAGGAAUUUGACUACGACGCAGCCAAACAGCGGAUGCGAGAACUGAUCGCCAGAGCAGGUACAGCGGUGACCAAAACAGAGGCCGAAAGACCACACGAAAGGUCUAAGCCGACGCCUAAGCCACCACUCAAGCAACCGAAACCUGCUACGUCCAAGAAAGAUUCGGACGACGAAUCGGAGAAACCGUCGGAACCUGACGACGAGAUCUCCGACCAUGGAGAAGCCGACCCAUACGAAGGAUUCAAAGGCGAUCGUAAUGAAGAAUGGAGUCACGAAGAAGACACUGACGCUUCUGAAUGGCCAGCCCCCGAUGACGUACGUCAGCGGCUACCCGACGCUCAACCUGGCGACCGACCAGUCGGAUUUCAUACGGUCCGACUUCACGUCGAAAUAGUCAGAAGCGUCAGGAAUGCCCGAAAUGAAGGCAGAGAUGUGUACCAGUCAUUGGUGCGCGACCUCUCGACCAACUUAAGGAUCGUAGGUCGGACCUCACCCUGGCUCACACAGAAACUUAUGAUGGCUAUAGUGGCAUGGGCCUUGGACUUUGGAUUAGCCGUAGCGGUCCACCGACAAUGGGGACGGACCGCCGAGCUAAUCGCACCGGACAUCAUUCAAAAGCUCAAAAGUGCCGCUGCCAGAGCACUGGACGACCCGCCGACGAGAAUCGUCAGAUGCAUCGGAUACGCAAGAAACCCCCGCGGAUCCUCCUUACUACAUAUCGCCCGUAUAUACAACGUUAUGUACGAGAACAGCCAAGGCAAUAUUGACGUCAUAAUGGGCCUCUUAGGACCUGUCAUCGCAACGAUGGUGGCAGAGUUUUCCCUCCAUACGACCAACGCGGAACGCGAUUUACCACUUCGGUACACAGUACCUCGGUUCAUACCGGAACAGCAACGACGCGAUUUCAAACUCCGGAUAUCCUAUAUCAACCUACAGUCCUCUCCCGAAGGUACUGAAACGGUCGUCGAGGAGUACAGUGAGUCGGAUGAACAACCAUCCGGCGAGGCGGCGGACAUGUUGAACAUUGCACGGGCGUCAGGUAUGUCGUCACAGAAACGACUACCAACCAACCGACCUCGGGCACCGUUUGAACCGGUAACAUAUGUCAACACCGCCUCGGCACCAGCAAGGGCAAGUGCAACUAAGCUAGGUCGGACUACAACCGGACGUUUUGCGGUGAAAGACACGCAAUCUCUUCCACCGACCUCACCUAUGGAAACUUCACCGGCUCCGGAAGGUAAGACUCUACGAAAGAGUCAACCCAAACCGCUGAAAUCAAGGAAGAAGUCGGUGAAGACCAAGGAGAAAACGCCCUCUGAGGAAGAAGAUGAAGAAGAAGAAGAUGAGGACGAUGACGACACCUAUCAAACACCAGAAGGGUCGGAGGAUGACGAUAACGACGAUGACGAUCAACCUCCACCAGCUUCGGCACCACAACAGCAGGGUGAACCGGAGAUUUUUGACAAUCAGAACGAACCACCGGCCAACGACGGCAACGAAGCUGACGAGCCGAUGGAUGAAGAUAGUGGUGACGUCUACGUUCCUCAGAACUACCGUCAACAAGUACGGUUAACACCAGAUUCCGACCCGAACCAACUCCUCCAGGAAUGGAACGAGGAUACCCAGGAAGUCCUACCGCUACAGAUUCCUAGCCUACCGAAGGUAUUGCUGGUAUUUCUGCUUUUGCUAUCAGUGGCCGAACUGAUAUACAACUUGGCUUACUGGUCACCGCACAGCAAUUCAAACAUACCGGAAGUGGAUCUGAUUGCCCCUGCCGUGCGGGCUAUAGCCAUGCUUGUAGCCGGCGCUUAUACGGCAUGGGAUCAUAAGUACGCUCGAUCCUCUUCGGGGAUUCUCAGUCUGUUCUGGCUGCUGAUGAUGUUUUGCGAGGCGAUUAAUUUUUGGAAUACUAUAGAAGUUGUACAAAAAGCGACUGAACAUCCUUUUAUUUCUUUUCUCCGUCUUGGAUGGCUGCCGUUGAUCUUCAUGCAGUUUAUUCUGACAACGUUUUUUGGAGGAAGCAUCUCUCACCACAGCGGAAUGAAUCCAAACCCCGAGGAAAGUGCAUCAUUUUUCAGUCAGCUGACUUUUUGGUGGUUCAACCGAAUGGGAAUACUGGGCUGGCGUCGACCUUUACUGCAAAAAGACAUGUACGACAUGCAGUCAGAAGAUUCGGCACACGUUGGGGUCACUGAGCUACAGAAAAACUGGGAAGAAGAAGUAAUCACAGCAAAAAGAAACCAAAAGGAUCCUUCAUUUUUUCAAGCCAUGUUUCGCACCUUUUGGAAACCGCUGUCAGCCACACUGGCUAUGCGGGUUCUGAACGAUGUUUUGAUUUUUGUAUCACCCGUCAUUUUGCAAUUGUUAAUAAACUUUGUGGAGUCAAAAACUGAACAUGCAUGGAAAGGUUACUUCUACACUGUCGCCAUGCUCCUCACGCAAGUUUGUCAAACGAUCCUACUCAACUUCUAUUUGAAAUACUGCUUCCGGUUUGGUUUACAUAUGAAAUCGGCGGUCAUUGCUGCCGUGUACCGUAAAGCCCUGAGGAUUACAAGCGCUGUCAAACAAGCCAGCAGCGUUGGAGAGAUUGUCAAUUUGAUGUCUAUUGAUGCACAGCGUUUUGUGGAUUUUAUGGGAUUCAUCCAUGUACUGUGGUCUGGUCCAGUGCAAAUUACUUUAGCGGUACUUUUCCUGCAAAGAUUGUUCGGGACAUAUCCGGCGCUGGCUGGACUUGCCGCUAUCCUUAUUACAUUGCCAUUAAACGCGUACACUUUUAGCCGAGUUGGAUUAUUGCAGUCGACACAAAUGAAAGAGAAAGAUGGUCGCAUUAAGCUCAUGAAUGAAAUUCUCAACGGUAUCAAGGUCCUAAAACUUUACGCAUGGGAAGUGCCGUUCCAGGAUGAAAUCUUGAAGAUCCGCGAUCGUGAGUUGCGAAUAUUGCGCAAGGCGGCCAAUUAUGGCGUGGUGUCAUAUGUGGCAUGGAUUAUGUCACCGUACGCUGUGGCACUGGCGACCUUCGCCACGUACGUCCUCUUGGAUCCCAAAAACCAGUUAACCGGCGCCAACGUCUUUGUGGCACUGUCCAUUACGAACAUCCUGCGUGUGCCGCUGUCCUUGCUGUCACCGGCUGUACUGUUAGCCAUUCAGGUCGGUGUUGCUAUAAAACGCAUCAGCAAAUUUCUGAAAAAUGAGGAGUUGAAUCCGAACAACGUGCAGCCGUUACCGCUUGAGUCGCCGAACGGCGUGACCAUUGCCAAUGGCACAUUCACCUGGAAUGACACUGAUGCCGUGUGCUUGAAGGAUAUUAAUAUCAACGUACCCAAUGGGAAGCUGGUGGCCAUCGUCGGCCAGGUUGGAUCGGGCAAAUCAUCCGUCUGCUCCGCUAUGCUGGGAUUAAUGGAGAAAAUCUCCGGCACUGUUGGUCUCAAGGGAGAGAUUGCCUACGUUCCGCAGCAAGCAUGGAUUCAGAAUUUGACAGUAAAGGAAAACAUUCUGUUUGGCAAGGAAAUGCGGCGAGAGUACUACGAUAAGGUCAUCAAGGCGUGCGCCUUGACGACAGAUCUGGAGUCGUUACCGGCUGGAGACGAGACAGAAAUCGGUGAACGUGGGACCAACAUGAGUGGUGGUCAGCGGCAGCGGAUCAGUUUAGCCCGUGCCACUUAUACCGAUGCAGAGGUGUAUAUUUUCGAUGAUCCUCUAAGCGCCGUAGAUGCCCAUGUGGGCAAACAUAUCUUUGAGCAAGUGAUUGGUCCGCGAGGACUACUUAAAGGAAAGACCCGCGUCCUGGUGACCCAUGGCAUCGGCUUCCUUCCGCAAGUCGAUCAGAUCAUCGUCCUCAACAACGGGACCGUUUCGGAAACUGGCACCUACAAAGAGCUGCUGCACAACAACGGCGCUUUUGCUGAAUUCCUCCGCACCUACGUGACAGAGGCCAUGAACGACGAGGAAACCGCCGACCCGGAGGUGUUAGCGGUCACCGAACAGAUCUUGGAGGAAAUCGCCGAUGAAGCUGGCUCCAUGGCGCUGCGCAAAGUGUCGCGUAGUUCUCUGAAAAAAGUCCGUGAUGUCUUCCGUCGCGCUUCGAUGUUGUCGGAGAAACGCGAUAAAAAGCAGUCGCUAAAGGAGGCGGCGGAGAAGGAGACGGCAGAGAAAGGGAAGUUAGUAGAAGAGGAGAAAGCGGAGGUCGGCAUCGUCAAGUGGAGCGUGUAUCUCAUGUUCUUCAAGCAGAUGUCGUACGCGGCGGGUGCCGCACUGGUCAUUCUGUACGGGAUUUACAGUGGGUUGGGCAUUGCCGGUAAUUUCUGGCUAACGGACUGGGCCAAGGAUUCCGAGAAGAACUGGACGGAAAUUGGGUUGGAUCAAAUUACGCCACAGCGGGAUUUUCGCCUGGGAGUCUACGGAGGAUACGGUUUAGCGCAAAUUUUGUUCGGACUGAUGUUCGCCCUGGUACUUGCCAGUGCCAGAAUUCGUGCCGGACGCAAGCUUCAUGAACAUCUGCUGGCGCGAAUUCUCCGAGCGCCAAUGUCGUUUUUUGACACCACUCCCAUUGGUCGAAUUGUCAAUCGUUUUAGCCGCGACAUCGACACCGUGGAUAUUCUCAUUCCCGGAAAUCUAGACUUUUUUCUCUAUUGCAUAUUUGGAGUCGUAUCUACCGUUGUUGUGGUGCUGGUCAAUAAUUAUUACUUCAUCGCUCUUGUUGUGCCAUUGGGAAUUUUCUAUUUUUUCAUGCAGCGGUUCUUCAUAUCCACCAGCCGUCAACUGAAACGUCUGGAGUCCGUGACCCGCUCGCCUAUCUUCUCUCAUUUUCAAGAAUCCAUCGCCGGCACCGGUGUCAUCAUUGCCACUAAGCAGACAGACCGUUUCAUCCUGCAUAACGAGCGUUUAAUUGACAUCAACAACUCCUCGUUCUACCUGAACAUAGUGGCUGCACGAUGGAUCUCGGUUCGACUGGAGUGCCUGGGCAUCUUGAUCACCUUCGCAGUGGCCCUGUUUUCCGUGAUCAGCCGCAACGCCAACUGGAAUAUCGAUCCCGAUCAAACCGGCUUAUCCAUCAGCUACUCGUUAUCGGUCAACGUGUUGCUCAAUUGGUUACUGUGGGUGUCCAGUGAAAUGGAAAGCAAUAUCGUAUCCGUGGAAAGAAUUAAGGAAUAUACCGAAGUUCCUCAGGAAGCGCAAUGGAUCAACACGGGUGUCCGUCCUUCACCCGGAUGGCCACAGGCCGGGCAUGUGGAAUUUAAAAACUACCAGACACGCUACCGCCCUGGAUUGGAUUUAGUGCUGAAGGGUAUUGAUGCACAAAUUAAAAGUGGCGAAAAGAUUGGCAUCGUUGGACGUACUGGGGCGGGGAAGAGCUCGAUGACCUUAGCGCUGUUUCGCAUCAUCGAAGCAGCCGGAGGAGCGAUUAACAUUGACGAUGUCAACAUUGCGGAUCUUGGACUGCAUGAUGUACGGUCGAGGAUCACGAUUUUGCCACAGGAGCCGGUGCUGUUCACUGGUACUUUGCGGAUGAAUCUGGAUCCUUACAAAAAACACACUGACGAAGAAAUCUGGAGUGCAUUGGAACAUUCCCAUCUGAAACGGUUUGUGUCCACUUUGCCGGAAGGAUUACAGCACAACGUUGUGGACGGUGGAGAAAAUUACAGUGUUGGACAACGACAGCUAAUUUGUUUGGCGCGAGCGCUGUUGAGAAAAACCAAGAUUCUGGUGUUGGACGAAGCAACAGCCGCUAUUGAUCUGCAGACUGAUGAUCUUAUCCAGCAGACAAUUCGGGAUAAAUUUGCCGACUGCACUAUCCUCACCAUUGCACACCGCAUCAACACAAUUAUGGACAGCGACAGAAUUAUGGUCCUCAAUGCCGGAUUCGUACAAGAGUUUGCCUCGCCCGCUGACCUUCUACAAGACCACAAUGGCUUAUUUUACAGUUUAGCGAAAACUGCUAAUCUUGUCGACUAAAAAGUUAUGUGAAUUCAGAAAAUAUUUAAGAAAUUUGUAAGUAACAGCAGAAAAUGCAACUGCUUCCGGAAAACGAAAAGAAAGAAAAAAAACGCUGCAAAACCAGCGGUGCAGAAA